AAAAUGAGUUGACGGGAUAAAGAUGUUAGGAUGAAAGUGGGGGUGUAGGGUGGGGUAUGGGAGAUAGGGUGGGUUAUUUAAUAUUAAAACUUUGUAUAUGAGAAAUAAAUAAUGAUAGGAAUAAGAAAAACGAUUCAUUUUAAUUCGACCGAUGACCAAAACCGAAAUAAAACCAAACUAUAUGGAUCGUCUGAAUGAAAAAUAAAAUAAAAACGAAACUUGCAAUUUACCUAAACUAUAGGGGCGAGUUAUAUAAUUUACUCUUACAUUAUGUAAAUUGUAACAAGCUAGCAAGCAUAUUAUGCAUGAACAAAAAAUCCUCCGUACCUCAGGUCUACGGAACAAAGAGGAUGAUUCUCUCACAUGUCAUUUGCAUUUUCAUCAAAUAAGCGAAUCAACAGGAACUGAAAUCAAUUAUAUGUAAUCCUAAAAUCCAUUCUUCAAUUUGCAAAAUGGAUUCUCAAUCAAGUUCUCCACAUGUACUCAUAUUCCCCUUUCCGGUCCAAGGCCAUGUUAGUUGUAUGCUCAAACUUGCAGAGCUCCUCUGUCUCUCCGGUCUCUCUGUCACCUUCCUCAACUCCGACAUCAUCCACCGCCGCCUCCUCCGGUACACCGACGUCAUCUCACGUUUUUCCCGGUACCCCGGUUUCAGAUUUGAGACUAUUUCAGAUGGGCUUCCGCCUGAUCACCCUCGUUCCGGUAAUAGAGUUGUGGAUAUCUUCGAUUCCAUAAAAAUGGUAACUAAACCCAUGUUUAGAGAAAUGCUUCUCCCUGGUGGUUGCUUGAAUUCUGGUAAACGGCCUCCUGUUUCAAGUAUUAUUGCUGAUGGGAUUAUGUGUUUCACCAUUGACGUCGCUAAAGAGAUGGGGAUUCCCAUUUAUCUUUUCCGUACGGUUAGUGCUAGUUGUUUUUGGGCUUUUUACUGCAUUCCGAAGCUCAUAGAAUCCGGCGACCUUCCGAUCAAAGAAGACGAUGAAAUGGAUAGGCUUCUACUUGGUGUCACAGGGAUGGAAAAGUACCUUCGGCUUCGUGACCUACCAAGUUUUUGUCGUGCAAACGACCUAUCAGAUAGAGCUUUCCAAGUUGUCACAACUGAGACACAAGAGACCUAUCGAGCAAACGGACUCAUUCUCAAUACCUUUGAUGAUUUGGAAGAAUCUGCCUUAGCUCAAAUCCGCAAGCACAUUCCUAACCUAUACUCGAUCGGACCUCUUCAUGCCAACUUAAAAUCCCGAUUGGAAGCAAAAUUGACAUCACCACCUAGAUCAUCAAAUAGUCUAUGGGAGGAAGACCGAACUUGUAUGACAUGGUUAGACGAGCAAGCUCAAAAGUCGGUUAUAUAUGUUAGUUUUGGAAGUAUGACCAUGUUGAGUAGAAAUGAACUCAUUGAGCUUUGGUAUGGGCUUGUGAAUUCUAGAAAGAAAUUUUUGUGGGUUGUUCGGCCCAAUUCCGUGGCAGGAGAUGGCCAAAACAUUCCGGCCCAAUUACUAGAGGGUACGUUGGAAAGAGGGUAUAUGGUGAGAUGGGCCCCACAAGAGGAGGUCCUAGCUCAUCCCGCAGUUGGCGGAUUUUUAACACACAGCGGAUGGAACUCAACGUUGGAAAGCAUAGUGGCUGCAGUCCCGAUGAUAUGUUGGCCUUACUAUGCGGACCAACAAGUUAAUAGUAGAUUAGUAGGAGAAGUGUUGAAGUUAGGGUUUGACAUGAAAGACAUUUGUGAUAGGGUUGUUGUUGAGAAAUUUAUUAAGGAUUUGAUGGACACAAAGAGAGAUGAGUUAACAAGACCGGUUGAACGAAUGAUGAAAAUGGCUCGAAGAUCGGUUGCUAAAGAUGGGACUUCUUAUAGUAAUUUGAAUCGAUUGAUUGAGGAUAUAAAAAACUCGAAGGAAAAAAGAUGAAUAUGUAGUGUGAAUUAAUAUAAUUCAUUUUGUUUCUAGA
Lactuca sativa (garden lettuce) is the source of this 1938-nucleotide messenger RNA. RefSeq names its product 7-deoxyloganetic acid glucosyltransferase. Lineage: Eukaryota; Viridiplantae; Streptophyta; Magnoliopsida; Asterales; Asteraceae. The record is from RefSeq and is a predicted model, not a curated record. Gene Ontology annotation, molecular function: quercetin 7-O-glucosyltransferase activity; quercetin 3-O-glucosyltransferase activity.